This is a messenger RNA of Cinara cedri, 832 nucleotides long. The record is from the annotation of a GenBank genome assembly. Lineage: Eukaryota; Metazoa; Arthropoda; Insecta; Hemiptera; Aphididae.
AUGAUGGAUGAUGGUAUACCUCAGUAUUUACCUGCAAUUGUAUUAGACAUCAUAUUCUCAAACUUGGAACCACAUGACUUACUUAGCUGUAUGUUAGUCUGUCAAAAUUGGUACCAAAUACUUAAUAAUGACAAAGCAGUACCAUGGAGAUUGAUGUGUCAGCGUAAAAUAUCCCAAAAAAUUUUGAAAUCAGAACUUUUGUCAAAUCUCAACAGUCCUAAAGCGAAGUUACGUGCUUUAUACCAUGCAUGGAAUCCAUUAGAUUGUUCUGAUCAUAUUAUGAUUGAGCAAAAUGGAUUUACAUUACAUCGAAAUCUAUUUCCACAGAGACCGAAUAUGGUUAGAACAAAAAUUGGUUAUAUGAAUGGUAAACACGUAUGGGAAAUAACAUGGAUUAAACCACCACGUAAUAUUCUCUAAUUUAAGUUUAACUUAAAAUAAGUUACUAUUAAUACACCUAAAAUUUGUUUAUUUAGGUACAGUAGCAAUGGUUGGAGUGUCAACACAGGGUGAACCAAUACAUCAGUGUGAUUAUGUGCCUUUGUUGGGAAUCGACAAGUAUAGUUGGGGUUGGAAUCUAAGUAAUAAUGUUUUGCUGCAUAAUGGAAUAAAACAAGGCAGUUAUCCAUCAAUAAAGAAUACUUCAAAUUCUAUAAGUGGUGAAAAAAUAAAACUAGUAUUAGACUGUGAAAAUGGUGUUUUGCACUUUGAAAAAAGUAAUGAAUUUUUAGGUAUUGCUUUUAAAAAUUUACCUAAACUUAAAUUAUAUCCUACAGUGGGAACUAUUUUUGGUAGUUCAAAAGUAUCAGUUGUAUAUAUUGGCAAAUCUUAG